This is a messenger RNA of Auanema sp. JU1783, 528 nucleotides long. The record is from the annotation of a GenBank genome assembly. Lineage: Eukaryota; Metazoa; Nematoda; Chromadorea; Rhabditida; Rhabditidae.
AUGCCCGAAUCGAACAAAUGGAUCACACCAGGAAUUCUACGCAAAUUCCAGCCAUAUCGGCGCGUUUUCCUACUUAUUGCCGUAGUUUCGAUAUUCUUCUCCGUUCUCAUAAUUGUUGAAAAUAUAAUAUUCUUUGCUGUCAAUACGCAUCAACACCUUCUAAUUCUACUGCUGCCUUAUCUGCUCAGCUGGUUACUCGUUAUACUGGGCUGCUUGUUUGCUAGAAUAGCCUAUAUUCUUUAUAAAUCUCGCAUUAAACAAUUCACUGCUGUUCGAGCCCAUUCUCCGACAGCUUGGACAGUUGAUAGUCGUCCCGUGUCUCCAUCUAUUGCUUCCCCCGCAACUGAAUCCGCGUUAUCCCUUUCUUAUAAUAGCGUUUUACUUCGUCAAUCUUUGACAUUGCCUUCUUCGCCCUUCUUCAUAUCAGACGGCUUGUUCAGGUAUCAAGACGAGCCACCCUCAUAUGAAGAUGUAGUACAGAUGAGAGCCUCACCGCAACCUCCGAGAAGCACAACGCCAGUGGCGUGA